Messenger RNA from Ixodes scapularis (black-legged tick), 1865 nucleotides. RefSeq names its product solute carrier family 22 member 8. The record is from RefSeq and is a predicted model, not a curated record. NCBI's taxonomy places the organism in Eukaryota, Metazoa, Arthropoda, Arachnida, Ixodida, Ixodidae. The transcript is spliced from 11 exons. Bases 81 to 1793 code for a protein of 570 amino acids. Gene Ontology annotation, biological process: transmembrane transport. Gene Ontology annotation, molecular function: transmembrane transporter activity.
UGCGAAGUGGGAACACGAGCAGUCGACUGCGCUGUUGGAACAUCUAGCAAGCAGAUCGGAGACGACGUCGGUAGACCGCGAUGGAGUUCGAAGAAGUCCUGAAGAGCACCGGAGGGUUCGGCUCUUUCAAUAAGACUGUGAUGAUGGCGGUACUGGUGCUGGCAACCUUCAGGACAUCGCUGGCCUACCUUGGCCACUUGUUUGUGCUCGUGACUCCGUCCAGUCAGUGGUGCUUCGCCGAAGACAGUUCUUCAGGUUUGCCAGAGACCACGUCUCUACCCACGGGCAAGUGUCAGAUGAUGCUGCCCUCGAGUGACGGCUACGGAUCAAACGCAAGCUUUGUGAGGGAAGAUGUGCGGGAGUGCCUCACGGGAUGGGUUUUCGACAGCGACGAAUUCUUUACCACGAUCACCAUGGAGAAUCAAUGGCUUUGCAGUGAAAGCUGGAAAAUGUACGCCGUACACACCUCAUUUUGGGUGGGCUCUAUGCUUGGCUACCUGCUCUCCGCUCUUCUGGCUGACAGGAUUGGAAGGAAGAAGACUCUUCAAAUUCUGAUUGUGAUUUGCUCAAGCGCGAGCUUGGCGGGCACCUUGCUCACGGACCUGGUCGGAUUCACGGUUCUCAGAUGCCUCGCCGGCAUGGGGGCCUACACAGUGUGCAGUACUGUCUACGUGCUCGUUGUCGAAUACACGGUGUCGAGGAAGCGAACUUUCAUCGCUUUCACGUGGGCUUCGACGUGGACGGUGAUAGGCUCGCUGUACCCCUGGUAUGCCUACUUCCUCCAGAGCUGGAGGGGUCUGCUCGUCACCAACGGAUGCGUCGACCUCCUGCUGCUGCUCACAUUGUGCUGGGUUCCGGAGUCCUCAAGUUGGCUGAUGUCUGCGGGUCGCACCAAGGAAGCGCUCGACACGCUCGAGAAGGUGGCCCGCUUGAACGGAAGUGCGACAACACGACGAGAACUUCAAGUGCUCUUAAGUGUAAGUCCAAAUACUCCUAUCAUACAAAUCCCACUAACAAAAUUAGAUAAAAAAAAUAUCUCUUUCUCCGAGACGACAGUGGCCAUUUGGAAAAUGCCUCGGAUUCGAAAAUUCACCUUGCUGAUCUACGCGGCGUGGUUUGCUAUCAGUCUCUGCUACAAUGGCGGCACUUUGGAGUUGGGCAGGCUGGGCCUCAACAUUUACUCCACUUACUCCACCGCCAUCGCAUUUGAGCUCCCCGUGAACGUUCUUUGCAUCCUGACGCUGGACAACUUGGGACGCCGGUGGCCCAAUGUGGCCUUCAUGUUGCUCGGAGGCGUCGCGUGCUUGGUGGUGGCUCUCGUGCGCACAGAUUCCGAGCUUGCUGUCUUGGUGAUGGCCGUGGUGUCCAUCAUGUCGUUCAGCGGGGGAUACACGGUCACGUACCAGCUGGCGGGAGAGCUCUUCCCAACGGUGAUCCGCGGCCGUGCCAUUCUGAUUCAGAGGUUCAUCGGGGACGUCGGCGGCCUACUGGGCACACGGGUGGCUUCCUUGGCCGAAAGCGACAAGUACAUUCCCAUGCUGGUGAUGGGUGUCGUGGCGUUGACUGCCUCCUUUAUACUGUUCUUUUUACCGGACACGGUGAACGAGGCACUACCACAAACGUUGGAAGACGGCGACAACGUUGGCCGGGGCCAGGGACUCUGUUUUUGCCCUGUUUUUGCUUCAAAACCGGCGUCGCCAAAGAAGCGGCCGGAGGUCGAGGCAUACGUGACAACUACGCGUGAAACCAACACAGUGUUCACAAAGAAAGUGAACACUAGUGUAGCGAUAUAGCAAUUCGAUCUGUCACAGACGGGCGAUAAAAGUGAAUCUAUUAAUAAAAUUUAGCUUGUCGGUUUUUUUCAA